Molecule: messenger RNA, 351 nt
Organism: Triticum turgidum subsp. durum (durum wheat)
Lineage: Eukaryota; Viridiplantae; Streptophyta; Magnoliopsida; Poales; Poaceae
Source: the annotation of a GenBank genome assembly
AUGAAAUCCUUCAAGAAGGAAUUCACCCUGGAGGAGAGGGCGAAUGAGUCGGCCGCCAUGAUCGCCAAGUACCCCGGCAGGAUCCCCGUGAUUGUUGAAAGGUUUUCGAGGAGUAACCUUCCAGAAAUGGAAAAGAGGAAGUACCUGGUUCCAUGUGACAUGCUAGUUGGGCAGUUCAUUUUCAUCCUGCGCUCCAGGUUACAUCUGUCUCCAGGAACGGCGCUUUUCGUGUUUGUGAAAAACACCUUGCCCCAAACAGGUAACCUGAUGGGUAGCGUGUAUGAUUCGUACAAAGAUAAGCAGGAUGGCUUCCUCUACAUGUGUUACAGCAACGAGAAGACAUUUGGGUGA